This is a messenger RNA of Lingula anatina, 573 nucleotides long. RefSeq lists its product as uncharacterized. Gene Ontology annotation, cellular component: myosin II complex. The record is from RefSeq and is a predicted model, not a curated record. NCBI's taxonomy places the organism in Eukaryota, Metazoa, Brachiopoda, Lingulata, Lingulida, Lingulidae. Gene Ontology annotation, molecular function: calcium ion binding.
AUGUGUCUUUUUGUUACGUUCUGCCAGGUCAAAUGUGUGGUAUUAAAUGAACCUUCCACACAGCCGCUAUUUAAUCUGACCGGGGCUCAAUAUCAGGGCUUCCUUAGCUACUUCAAUAGGAAUUCAAGAAAUGGACAAAUAGCAAAACGGGAGCUGUGGGCAAUUUUGACAAAAAGAGGCUUCAAACCUACCAAUGACGAACUUCAGGAAAUGAUAGAUGCUAUAAGUGUUGAAAGUUCCGGUAUCAGUUUCCAAGCCUUCGUUGAUUACUGUUCCGGUUAUACCAGUCUACGGAAAGAAGAGGAAGAGUAUCUGGAGGCGUUCCGGGUUCUGGACAGCAGCGGCACGGGGCGCCUCAGCAAGGACGAUAUCAAAUACGUCGCUAGCAAACUGGGCAUAGUCGGCUUUGACGCGGAUGACGUCAUGGCAAAGAUAGAUACGAAACAAGACGGUGUCAUUGAUUAUGAAGAAUUCGUCCAAAUGAUGAAGACAACGACAUCUACUCAGAAGAAACCGUCUACUGAACCAGGCUGGGGCACUCCCCACCUUGUCUAGGUCUACGAAGUCAUAAAG